Molecule: messenger RNA, 4278 nt
Organism: Benincasa hispida (wax gourd)
Lineage: Eukaryota; Viridiplantae; Streptophyta; Magnoliopsida; Cucurbitales; Cucurbitaceae
Product: protein LONGIFOLIA 1-like
Biological process (GO): regulation of monopolar cell growth
Source: RefSeq, a predicted model, not a curated record
UUGACCCACUCACAUACCCAUCUCACAUGGAUUUGUGAGAUAGGGAGCCGAGGAACAUCUGACCCACAUUCUCUCUCUUUUCCCCUUCUCUCAAUUUGCUCCUCUAAAGAAAUACCAAGAAAAAAAGAAGCAGCUCUUUUCUUGCUACCCCCAAUUGGGUUUGUUUAGCUCCAUUUUCCAUGUUACUAGUGGCAACCAAGUACUUACAUUUGGUCUUGUAACAUAGUUUUUUCACAUCUGUUCAUAAAUCUGCAGAAAGUUUUCAGCUCUCUGUUUCUGUUUCUUCCCUCGCCAUUCGUCGUUGACCCUGACCCAUUAGCUCCUUCUCGUCGUGGAUUCUUCUUUGUUGCUGCAAGGAAUCAAGAUUUGGGAAAUUGGCAAGGAACCCAGAAAGGCAUUUUGGGAUUUGGGUGGAAAUUUUUGUGGGAUUUGGAUUUUACAUUGUGAGCUGAUGAUUGUGAUCUCAAGCUGUUUAUUGCACUGUUUCUGAAGCUGUAAUUGGGUCUUGUACAUAUAACCCAAGAAGAAAUUUCAUUUUAGUGGAGAAUCUCUUAGGAGAUGCUGUAAUUCAAAGGGGAUGGGAUUUGGAAGUUCUUUAUCCUUAUCUUUUGGUUUUUGGACCAUAUAGUACUCAGUGAAAUUUGGGAAAUAAGAAUCGAUUCCUUGAAAAGAAAGGUGUUUGUCUUUGGUCUUUGAGGUGUGGUUUUUUUUUGGGGGGGGGGGAUUGAAGGAGAGCUGGUUAGCAUACCCAUUGCACUAGUCAUUAGAUUGUUGGAAUAGCCUAAGAUUUGGGGUUUUUUUUUGGGUAUGUAGUUCUUUCCAUGACUGAGCUGAGGAAAGUUUCAUAGUUUCUUGUGAAAGAGAAGACCCUGAAGAUGGCUGCAAAGCUUCUGCAUUCUUUAGCUGAUGAAAAUCCAGAUCUACAGAAGCAAAUAGGAUGCAUGACUGGGAUCUUGCAGUUGUUUGAUCGUCAGCAUGUACUCAGUGGAAGACAUAUGAGGCACAAGCGGCUUCCUCCUGGCACUUCUCAUCUAAAUAUCGGCAACGCAGGAAAAGAGUACAAUGUGUUUCAGAGAGAGGCAACUGACAUGUCCCUAAAUGAGAGUUUCAAUGAGAAACAAAGGUUUAAUAAAGAAUUAUCGAGAGCUUCUUUCUCUUCUUGCUCAUCUUCCUUAUCCUCCAGUGAGUACAACAAAACAGCUCCAUCACAAGCUUCUUCAUUCGAUCAGAUACUUUUAUCAAGAACGCCCUCAAGGGAUUCUAUAGCAAACCAGUCAAAUACGUCUCCUCGUGUCGGGAGGCAACAGCUUGAUCUUCGAGAUGUUGUGAAGGAUUCAAUGUAUAGGGAAGCCAGAACGUUAUCAGUCAAAACAUCUACUAAUGAGGAACCACCGAGUCGUUCUAUGAAGCAUAGAGACUCUCCAAGGCCUGUACAGCUACCUCAAUCCACAGAUGGGGCUUUGAAGGUUAAUACAAAUUGGAAACAGAAGAUGCCUGUUGAUUUAAAGGAGUCUCUUCUGGUUCUUGCUAAACUUCGAGAUGCACCAUGGAAUUAUAACGAAGUCGUAGAACACGAUCGACCGUCUCAAGAAGUAAAAGAUGGAUAUUUGCAAUCAUUCUCUAGAGAUGCUCCACGGUUUUCUUAUGAUGGGAGGGAGGUCGAUCGAUUAUCCUUUGAAUCGCGAGAUACCAUUCGGUCAGCUCCAAAAUUUAAAGACUUUCCAAGGCUCUCAUUGGACAGCAGGGAGAGUUCAAUUCAGGGUUCCAAAUCUGUGUCAAAUACAACUAGACAUUUGAAGAACUUGCAUGUUAGUGAUUGCUCUAGUGAAAAAUCUUCUGAUCCACCACGAUCAUCAGGAUCUCGAAAGCAUCCCCCUAGUGUUGUGGCAAAGUUAAUGGGAUUGGAAGCACUUCCAGGUUCACCCUUGGCUAGUGAUACUCAGGUUAAAGGUGACCCCUUUGUUAGCUCACUGGAUGGUGCAAGCUUUAUCAGGCCAAUUCGAACAGACUCUCCUCGGAACACGUUGAAAGGCCCAACUUCACCACGAUGGAAGAAUCCUGAUUUAGUUAUGAAACCUAUGCCAAAUUCAAAGUUUCCUAUGGAAGUUGCACCAUGGAGGCAGCCAGAUGGAACUCGAGCCUUUGAUAAAUCUGCUCUGAAGCAUUCAAAAGGGUUAGCUGGAUCGUCUAACCCCUUUCCUUCUGUUUAUAGUGAAAUUGAAAAAAGAUUGGAAGACUUGGAGUUUAAACAAUCAGGGAAAGAUCUUAGAGCACUAAAACAGAUCCUUGAUGCUAUGCAGUCAAAGGGGCUCUUGGAUACUAGGAAGGAGGAGGAACCUUCCAACAAUGCAACUCAAAGAGACAAUGAACCAAAACAGGAGAGCGCUAGUGUUAAUUCUAGGUUGACCAGCGAACAAAGUCGAAAAAAAAACCAAAAGGCUGCAACAACUAGCAGGGCUGAUUCUUCCAGGUGUGGGGAAUCUCCAAUUGUGAUCAUGAAACCAGCAAAACUUGUAGAAAAAUCUGGAAUUCCAGCUUUAUCAGUUAUUCAAAUUGACGGCCUUCCUGGUCUCCCGAAGCUUCAGAAAGCCCCAAAUGGUAAAAAGAACCCCAGUAGUAGCCGAGCAGUUAAAGAUACAUCUCCUGAAAAUAGUCACAGGGACUCUGGUGCAAAUCCCACCAAAAAGAAAGAUAAUGCAAGAAAUGUAAGACAAACGCACACUUCUUCAAAGCCUCAACAUUUACCCAAGGAAAACACCGUAAGUUCAAUAAAAACCACAGGGUCUGUGAGCCCAAGACUGCAACAGAAGAAGGCUGAGCAAGACAAACGAUCUCGACCACCAACUCCUCCAUCUGACACAAACAAAACCAGAUGGAAAUCCAACAGACAAGGAACUGAUUCUGGUUCUUCUGUCAGAAAACCGAGAGUGAAACCUUCCCAUGUCUCCCAAAUGGAUGAUCAAUUGAGUGAAAUAAGCAAUGAGUCGAGAACUUUGAGCAACCAGGGGGAUGACAUAUCUCAAAUGUCUGACAGUAAUUUAUCCUUGGACUCAAAGACAGAUAUUGAAGUCACCAGCAAUGAACUUCCUGCUGAAAUUAGUGGCAGCCAUUGUUUACAAAUGAAGACUUCAAAGUACUCAGAUUCUCGUUCAUUGGAAAAUGCAGAACUUGCUACUCCUGCUCCUGAACACCCGAGUCCGGUCUCCAUUCUUGAUGCUUCUAUAUAUAGGGAUGAUGAACCAUCUCCGUCCCCUGUUAAGCAGAUAUCAAAAGCCCUCAAAGGCAAUAGGACUUUAGGAUCUGAAUGGAGUGCCACAGAUAACAGUGUGGAGCCCGGUCUUAGCACAGAAAUCAACCGCAAGAAACUGCAAAACAUUGACAACUUGGUUCAGAAGCUCAGGCGCCUGAACUCUCACUAUGAUGAAGCAAAAACAGAUUACAUUGCAUCAUUAUGUGAGAAUACUGAUCCAGAUAACAGAUACAUAUCUGAAAUAUUGUUAGCUUCUGGCCUCUUACUCCGGGACCUCGGCUCAGGCUUAGCAACAUUUCAACUCCAUCCAUCUGGUCAUCCAAUCAACCCCGAGUUAUUCUUCGUUUUGGAGCAAACCAAGACGAGCAGUUUGCUAAGAAAGGAUGACUGCAGCUCUUUGAAACUUACAGAUUCAAAACUAAACCAAGAGAAAUCACAUCGUAAACUCGUUUUUGAUGCUGUUAAUGAGAUUCUUGCUAGAGAGUUGUCUGUUGUUGCUGCAUCACCAGAGCCUUGGACAACAUCCAAAAAACUAGCAACUAAAACUCUUAGUGCUCAAAAGCUUCUGAAGGAGCUAUGUUCCGAAAUAGAACAGCUUCAAACGAAGAAACCUGACGAGGACGAUAGUUUGGAUAGUGUCUUAAAGGAAGACAUGAUGCAAAGAUCUGAAAGUUGGACUGAUUUCUAUGGCGACAUCUCCAAUGUUGUCUUAGACAUUGAAAGAUUGAUCUUCAAAGACUUAGUUGAUGAAAUUGUAUACGUCGAAGCUGCUCAUUUACGUGCCAAGUCAGGCAGACGAAGACAGUUGUUUAAUUGAUAGUUUCUUCUUUUAACCUUUCUCCACCUCUAUCUGAUUUUACCCUUUCAUAGUGAUGGAACUUUCAUUUUUUCUCUAUAAUAUAUAUAAUGCUCAGAAGCAUUGUGACUAAUCAUUAAGAAGUGUUGCAAAGAUGGUUUACAAGUUUUCAAACCAUGAACAUAUUCUUGUUAUGAAUCAAUGUAUGUAUGCAUCUGAUAUUCUUUCUUCA